GGUGUCUAAAGGAGUGAGAGAUAUACCCGGGAAUUUACAGUCUGCCACAAGCAACAUUCCUUCAGGAAAGUCACUUAUGUACUUUGGUCUAUUUCUGGCAACUGGAGUGUUCUUUGUUUUCAUUGCAUUUGCCAUGUUCCUGCCAGUCAUAGUACUGAUGCCCCAGAAAUUUGCAAUCUGUUUUACGCUUGGCUGUGGCUUUAUCAUUGCAUCAUUUGUGGCACUCAAGGGUCCCAAGAAUCAAUUUGCUCACAUGACAUCAAAAGAGAGACUUCCUUUUACGUUGGGAUUCUUAGGCAGUAUGGUGGGUACUAUAUAUGUCUCCAUGGUGCUCCACAGCUACAUUCUUUCUGUGUUCUUCUCUGUAAUACAGGUUCUGGCACUUGCUUAUUAUGCCAUUUCCUACUUCCCUGGUGGGUCUGCUGGGAUGAAGUUUCUCAUGUCUUCCCUUGUCUCAUCAGUGACGAGAUGUUUCGAGAGGUGAUAUCAUCAUUCUGUUUAUAGUUAGCUUGUAAAUUUUCUCACUCUCCUCGUCUUUUUUUUUAUUUUUUAUUUUUCUAUCUGUUUUUAGAUUUUACAAAAGAUAGUUAGAAACUUGGAAAUGAUGGGGGCAUGUCAUAUUGUUGAAUUGCAGCUCUCAAUCUUACCUUUUAUUUGUUUUUGGUACAUAAAAAUGAGAAACAUGUAAACUAUCCCAAACUUAUUGCAAGGGAAAUGGUGUCCACGGUACUGACAUUUCGCUACGCCUUCAUUUGGGAAGAGGUAAAACGAGGGGAAGGAGAAAAUGAGGGAUAAGAGGAUUUCCUUAAUCAGAAAGAGAAGGGAAAUUGGGGAGCAAUGCUCCCUUUAUUUUCCUCCAAUCCAAACAACAUGAAAGAAAAUAAAUGAAGAAAUUUUCUUUAAUAUUUAA
Molecule: messenger RNA, 910 nt
Organism: Jatropha curcas
Lineage: Eukaryota; Viridiplantae; Streptophyta; Magnoliopsida; Malpighiales; Euphorbiaceae
Source: RefSeq, a predicted model, not a curated record